This is a messenger RNA of Pseudovirgaria hyperparasitica, 635 nucleotides long. Its product is annotated as Apc13p-domain-containing protein. Gene Ontology annotation, cellular component: anaphase-promoting complex. NCBI's taxonomy places the organism in Eukaryota, Fungi, Ascomycota, Dothideomycetes, Acrospermales, Acrospermaceae. The transcript has a single exon. The record is from RefSeq and is a predicted model, not a curated record. Gene Ontology annotation, biological process: positive regulation of mitotic metaphase/anaphase transition. The coding region runs from base 61 to 462 and encodes 133 amino acids.
AACACCUCCAGAUACCUUCAAAAUUAGUCUCAUUCGCACGAACUAUACACUCCUAAUGGUAUGAAUUGCUCCACCAUAUACAACUUACCUUCAGCUUACAACCCUCAGUCUCGCGACUCCUCCCGCACACAGCUCCACCUCCGCUCCCCACACCACGCCGACCUCUUCGAGGCCUUCACCCGCGCGCCUCUCACUCCCGAUGAUAUCACCAUACCACCACAUCUCCAGCCUCCGAACCCCGAAGACGAGGACGAUGUUGUUCCCGACCAGCAUGCGGCUUUCGGCAUCCAGCGCGCGACUAUGAAGCAGCGUGAGCCGACAUGGAGGGACCUGGGCCUCGAAGAAUUGGUAAAGAAGGGCCCGGAGGAUAUCUUGGGUGAGAAAGGUGCUUCGGCGAAGGGUGGAAGUGUGGGAGAACAGUUAAGGAGGAAGAAAGCCUCUGGCAGUGGGUUGCCGCGGUGAAGAGAGCCUCAGUUGUUAUGCUGCUCGAGCAAAGACAUUGCAUCGAAUGAUGCCUGAGAGGCAUAAUUGCCAGGAUACAAAGUUUAUCGCCUCUCAAAUCAUGCCUAUGGUGUGCAAGUCUCUGCACGAUCAACGAAUCCUCAUCAACGAACACUACGUGUGGUUGUAUCUGG